UUUUCCCAAUAUUUUUUUUUUUUAUUUCCAAACAUAAAUAUCCGAGCUUGGACGGGAGGGGAGAACGCAGAGAACAGGAAGCCGUCUUCUCUGUUCGGAGCAAUGGCGAGUUCCGAUCCUGAGAAGCUGAUGUCGAAAGCAGAUAAGUUAACUAAGCUUAGUUUUACAAGAUGGUCUGCUGAUUGGAAAACAGCUACAGCAUUAUUUGAACAGGCUGCUAUUGGUUACAGGAUGAGGAAAGAUAAUGAAAAGGCAAAAGAAGCAUUUGAGAAGGCUUCAAAAGGCCAAGAAAUGAUAUCAUCGCCUUGGGAUGCCGCCAAACAUAUGGAAUCUGCUGGUGCUUUAGCUAAGGAUCUUAACCGUUGGAGUGAGGUUUCUGACCAUUAUAGGAGGGCAUCCGAGUUAUACAUGGAAUGUGGAAGAUCACAACCUGCUUCAGAUGCUCUUGCGAAAGGUGCUCGUGCUUUAGAAGAUGUUCAACCUGAUGAAGCUAUUCGGUUGUACAAUGAUGCCUGCGGGAUUUUGGAAGAGGAUGGAAAAGAACAAAUGGCUUUUGAUCUAUAUCAAGCUGUCACAAGCAUUUAUAUUAAACUUGAGAAAUAUAUUGAUGCUGCGACUUCUCUUUUACGAUGGGGUGUAGCUGCUGAUGCAUGCAAUGCUGUACAUAGUCAAUGCAAGGUGCUUUCUACAGCAUCUAGCCUUAAUGGUCUUUUAAACCCUCUUCGUGUAGUUCAGACUAGUAUAUGAUGCAACAUCUUUCUG
This is a messenger RNA of Dendrobium catenatum, 762 nucleotides long. Its product is annotated as gamma-soluble NSF attachment protein. NCBI's taxonomy places the organism in Eukaryota, Viridiplantae, Streptophyta, Magnoliopsida, Asparagales, Orchidaceae. The record is from RefSeq and is a predicted model, not a curated record. Bases 103 to 747 code for a protein of 214 amino acids. Gene Ontology annotation, molecular function: soluble NSF attachment protein activity; syntaxin binding. Gene Ontology annotation, cellular component: vacuolar membrane; SNARE complex. The transcript is spliced from 6 exons. Gene Ontology annotation, biological process: intracellular protein transport.